AUGAACUUCGCUAGAGCAAACUGGGAAGUGAGUGAUACCUGCACAGGUAUGGCAGACCUCAUCACGACUUGGGAGCGAGAGUUGCUGGAACGAUUCUCUGGCCUGACUGCCGCCUCAGACGAAGAGAUCCAUCCACUGGAUGUUACUUCUGAAAGCAGCGACAACAGAACUGGGUUAUUACAUUUAAGUGAUGAGGUCCUGCUUUUUAUAUUGAGGAACUUGGAUCCAAUGUCGCUGCUAAGGCUCGGCAGUACUUGCAGUUUACUCUUCCGAGUUUGUUCCUGCAACUCUCUGUGGACGCAACACUUUCAGGAUUCGUUUGGGGUCAGUCUGUCAUAUACCCAUGCCAGGUGUCCCGUGACGGCCAAAACCGCCUUCCGCAUGGUUUUUAUGUGGAGGUCCCUCUUCAGAAACAUCUACUGUAACCGCACGCUUCAGGAGAAGCUCUUUGUGGAUAUCCCACUUGCGCCGCACAAGUACUGGAUCCAGUGGCUUGUGCUGGAGGAGAGCGUGCCCUUACCCUCAGUGCGACUUCCAUGCAGUGAUGUGGAGAAAUUAUGGGGCGUCACCAGUGAUUUGUUCCAGGACAAACUCCAAGAGAAAACUGAAGAUUGCAACACCAAGUUUGAAUGGAGGGAACUGUAUCAACUUGCCUUGGAGCACCAUGGUAGUCUCUCAAUGGUAUUCCAACAUGUUCUCCGCAAACACCAGAACAAUGACCAUGCAGAGUUGGAGUCCAUGUACCACCAAUACGUCCAGUGCAGGUUUCAAUGGCUCUUCACCUACUGGCUGUUUCGUCAGCCGGCUCCAUACAACAGACAGCUGCGAUCCAUUUUCCUUCACUGGAAGAAGCACAGCAAGAGAAAGGUGGCCACCUGGGGCGAAACCCUGUGUGAUGUGUGGUACCUAGCAUCCCUACACCCCAUCACCAAAGACUACUGGAGAGGCAGAUUGGCCCGGGGAGAUGAGAGUGUGGGGAUUCAGACGGUUGGAAACUACUUCACCAUGUGUAAGUCUCUGGUGUCCUGGGUCUUGGGCUGUGACUGGGGCCGACUGAAGCAAAGAAAGGUUUAUGAAGACACACUGGAUGGUGUCUAUCUUCUGCUGAAACGAGAGAUGCAGGAGACGCUCAUUGAGCAUGAACGCUUCUGGCAGGUGGCCAAAGUACAGAUGACCCGCGUCUGCACGCUGGAGGAUACGGCUUCAAAUUAUGUCAACUGGAAAAUGAUUGAGACUCUCCCCUACUACAAACUUUAUCUGGUGUCUGGCAAUGGUGUGUACCUGGAUCACGUGCAAGGUUUCUUGCAUAGGAAGAUGCUCAUCCGUGAUUGGAUUUACCUUGAGGAAAACACCUGGGCCAGACAAUUGCUCCCUGAUCAGCUCUAUACACUGCUGGAGUUUGACACCAAAAUCUCACAAGCGAGUUUACACGGGGACUCAGUGACUGCUCAGCUGAGUCGACUCAUGUGGCUUUACCUGAACUCUGGUCAGGAGCUCUAUCUGGAGGCGCUGAAGGGAAUGGUUCUACAGUGUGCUCGGGCCAGUCUGAACCAUCUCUCCAGUCUUCACACUACCAGCCUGAGAACUGCGUUUGGCUUAGGCUUGUUUCACUGAACCAAACAUUUUAAAGUGCUUAUAGUAAUAUGCCAAGAUUUUUUUUUUUUUUUUCUUUUUUUAAUGCUCAUUUUUUAAAAUAUUUCACUUUGUGAGCUCUAUUUUUAAAGGAGUUUUUACUGUUUUUAAAAAAUAUAUAUGUAUAUAUGUAUUUUCCCCCUAGCUUUAUCCAAAAUUUAUCAAUUUUUCCCCUAAAGUACAUUUAUUUUUAACAGUUAUAUAUUUUAAGUAUUUUUGCAUAUACUUUAACCUUUUUUUACAGCUUUUGCCACAAGUUAUGAGAAUUGGUAUUAACUACUGCACAUACAGUAGAGGAUGCUUUUAAUCUUGCUGUUCUGGAAUAUUUGUUACGGCUCACCAAGUGAUCAGUUAAGUCACCUUUUUAUGAGCUGCUUUUAUUGUAACUAUCAUGUACAUUUUACUUGGGUUGAUCUGAAAAUCAAGAG
This is a messenger RNA of Myxocyprinus asiaticus (Chinese sucker), 2060 nucleotides long. RefSeq lists its product as uncharacterized. Lineage: Eukaryota; Metazoa; Chordata; Actinopteri; Cypriniformes; Catostomidae. The transcript has 9 exons. Gene Ontology annotation, molecular function: protein binding. Bases 1 to 1614 code for a protein of 537 amino acids. The record is from RefSeq and is a predicted model, not a curated record.